This is a messenger RNA of Coturnix japonica (Japanese quail), 4104 nucleotides long. It is a transcript of the gene HYOU1, whose product is annotated as hypoxia up-regulated 1. Gene Ontology annotation, molecular function: ATP binding; ATP-dependent protein folding chaperone. NCBI's taxonomy places the organism in Eukaryota, Metazoa, Chordata, Aves, Galliformes, Phasianidae. Gene Ontology annotation, biological process: endoplasmic reticulum unfolded protein response; negative regulation of hypoxia-induced intrinsic apoptotic signaling pathway. Gene Ontology annotation, cellular component: endoplasmic reticulum chaperone complex. The record is from RefSeq and is a predicted model, not a curated record.
CCUCUGUUAAUGCGGAUGCGCAUCGCGCCGUCACGCACACUUCCGCCCACCCCUGCGUGCCCGGCCAAUCACAGCGCGGCUCUCGCCGUACCGGCUUCCGGCCGUUCCCGACGUGGCCCAAUGGGGUGGCGCGGCCCGGCGGCACUGGGCGGGAUUGGGCGGGUGUUGCCCGGCGUCGCCGUCCGCGCCAAUGAGCUCGCGCCGCGUCCGGGCCGGGGGUUGCGCGAGGCCGCGGGCGCAGAGGCGGGAGGGAGCGGGGCGGGACGGGAACCGGGAGCCGGGACCGGGAUGGCCGGGAGCGCGGAGCGGGCACCACGCUGGGUGCUGGGCUGGAUGCUGCGCUGGGUGCUGCUGGCGUGCUGGGUGCCGCACGCAGAGCCGCUGGCCGUGAUGUCUGUGGACAUGGGCAGCGAGUCCAUGAAGAUCGCCAUCGUGAAGCCCGGAGUGCCCAUGGAAAUCGUCCUGAACAAGGAAUCACGGAGGAAAACACCUGUAGCUGUUGCUUUGAAGGAGAAUGAGCGUCUCUUUGGUGACAGUGCGGUAGGAAUGUCUAUAAAGACCCCCAAGGUGGCAUUCAGAUACUUUCAAGAUCUGCUGGGUAAGCAAAUAGAUAACCCUCAAGUGGCGCUGUACCAGUCCCGAUUCCCAGAACAUGAACUGAUGAAGGAUGAGAAGAGACAGACUGUUAUCUUCAAGCUGUCACAGGCAUUACAAUAUUCUCCUGAGGAGAUGCUUGGUAUGGUCCUGAACUAUUCACGUGGGCUGGCUGAGGAAUUUGCAGAGCAGCCCAUCAAGGAUGCAGUGAUCACUGUUCCUGCCUACUUCAACCAGGCAGAGAGGAGAGCGGUGCUGCACGCUGCUCGCAUGGCUGACUUAAAGGUUCUGCAGCUGAUCAAUGACAACACUGCUGUAGCUUUGAACUAUGGCGUUUUCAGGAGGAAAGACAUCAAUGCCACUGCACAGAAUAUCAUGUUUUACGACAUGGGAGCUGGAAGCACCGUUUGUACUAUUGUUACCUAUCAGACAGUGAAAACUAAGGACUCGGGAACCCAACCUCAGUUGCAGAUCCAGGGCAUUGGGUAUGACCGGACUCUUGGAGGUUUAGAGAUGGAGCUUCGUCUCCGAGAUUAUUUGGCAAAGCUGUUUAAUGAUCAGCACCCCUCGAAGGACGUCCGAAAGAAUCCCCGGGCCAUGGCCAAACUGCUGAAGGAGGCCAACCGCCUGAAAACUGUCCUGAGUGCAAAUGCUGACCACAUGGCACAGAUUGAGGGGCUGCUGGAUGACAUUGACUUCAAAGCCAAAGUCUCAAGGCAAGAAUUUGAGGAUUUGUGCUCUGACUUGUUCCAGCGAGUCCCAGGACCUGUGCAGCAGGCUUUGAGCAGCGCGGAGAUGAACAUGGAUGGAAUUGACCAGGUGAUUCUAGUUGGCGGUGCCACACGGGUCCCCAAAGUGCAGGAAGUUUUGCUGAAAGCUGUGGGCAAGGAGGAACUAGGCAAGAAUAUCAAUGCUGAUGAGGCUGCUGCCAUGGGUGCAGUCUACCAGGCAGCUGCUCUGAGCAAAGCCUUUAAGGUGAAGCCUUUCAUGGUUCGAGAUGCAGCCAUGUUUCCAAUCCAGGUGGAGUUUACUCGUGAAGUUGAGGAAGAUGAUAAAUCCAAGAGUUUAAAGCAUAACAAGAGGAUUUUAUUCCAGCGCAUGGCACCUUAUCCACAGCGUAAAGUGAUCACUUUCAACCGCUACACAGAUGACUUUGAGUUCUAUGUCAGCUAUGGAGAUCUGUCUUUCCUGAACCAGGAUGACUUGCGAAUUUUUGGGUCUUUGAAUCUCACUACCGUGAGACUAAAGGGAGUUGGAGAGAGUUUUAAGAAGCACUCAGAUUAUGAGUCCAAAGGCAUCAAAGCUCACUUCAAUAUGGAUGAGAGCGGAGUGCUAAGUCUUGACCGGGUGGAAUCUGUGUUUGAGACCUUAGUGGAAGACAAGCUGGAGGAGGAGUCAACACUGACAAAACUUGGUAACACCAUCUCAAGCCUGUUUGGGGGUGGUGGCCAUACACCAGAGGCUGGAGAGAACCUGACAGACUCAGUGCAGGAAGAAGAAGAAAGCCUAGCAGAAGCAGCUAAAGAAGAGCAGGGGGUGAAACAAGGCCAGAAGAGUAGUGCAGAAGAUGCUGGUGAAGAGCAGGGACAGGAGAAACAGCAGUCACCACCUCCAGAUCAGGCAGAGGCUGUCCCUCCUAAAGAAGAGUCUCAGAAAAAUGAAGAAGGCGAGAAAUCAGAGGCUCAGGAUCCUAAAGAAGAGAGAGAAACUGUGAAAGAGGAAGAGCUUUCCAAAAGUUCUGGUACAGAUGCUGCCAAAGCAGAGGAAGAGAAAAAAAUCAAAGCACCCAAGAAGCAGAAAGUUGUCCAUGAGAUCACGAUGGAACUGGAUGUAAAUGAUGUGCCUGACCUGCUGGAGGAUGAACUGAAGAGCUCAAUGAAAAAGCUCCAAGAUUUGACAGUCAGAGAUCUGGAGAAACAGGAAAGAGAAAAAUCAGCCAACAGCUUGGAGUCAUUCAUCUUUGAGACCCAGGACAAGCUUUACCAAGAAGAGUACCUGUUUGUCUCAACAGAGCAGGAGAGAGAAGAAAUUUCCAAAAAGCUCAGUGAAGCUUCAAACUGGAUGGAGGAGGAAGGCUAUGCAGCUGCAACAAAGGAGCUGAAAGACAAGCUUGCAGAGCUGAAGAAGCUCUGUAGGAACCUCUUCUUCCGUGUUGAAGAAAGGAGGAAAUGGCCAGAACGGCUGGCUGCCCUGGAGAGUCUGCUUAACCACUCAAACAUCUUCCUCAAGGGAGCCCGAAUGAUCCCGGAGUCUGACCAGAUAUUCACAGAAGUGGAACUGGGUACACUGGAAAAAGCAAUCAAUGAAACAAUGGUAUGGAAAAAUGAAACACUGGCAGAACAGAAUAAACUGUCUCCUGCUGAGAAACCUGUCCUGCUGUCCAAAGAUAUAGAGCUGAAGAUAGCAGGCCUGGACAGGGAAGUGCAGUAUCUCCUGAACAAGGCCAAGUUUGCAAAACCAAAACCCAAAAAGGAGAAGAAUGACACAAAAUCUGAUUCAGGCAAGAAUGCUACAGCAACCUCUGAGAGUGAGAACACUAUCCCUCCCACGGAGGGGAAGCAAGAAGAGAAACCUGAGGAUAUCAGUCCAGCCAAGGAACCCCCGACGGCUGAGAAAGUACAGAUAGGUGAUGAGCCAGGAUCAGACUCCGGGUCCAACAAAGAGAAGAAAGCAGAAGCUGGAGGAGAAAGCAGGAAAAACGAUGAGUUGUAACACCCCCCUGCAAGUCCCUCUGCUGUCAACAUCUAUUUAUUUCAUCGUUACCUUCUUGUUUUUAUAACGGACUGGGUUAGUUAUGAUGUAAAUGGAACACAACAAACAGUCUGAAACCACAAUGGGAUGGAGAUGUACAUUUUCUUCUUUCCGGGGAUUUUGCCGCUACUAACUUAGUGAAUUUGGGUUUGUUUGUUUUUUGUUACCUGUUUGGAGGUGGCAGGAAUUGUUUUGAGUACUGGAGUCAUGACUCUGCUGUAAGGAGGAAGUGAGUUAAGAAACGUUUGAAGCCUUAGGAAGUAAGUUGGGGUGUGUGCAGUCACAGCUCAGCUGGGGAGAGCAGGUUAAUGGAAGCUGUUGCUGGGCUGCUGUCAGCGCAGCCCAGACCUUUAACUUAAGGAGUGUGGUUUGAUGGGGGGGGGGUUGUUCUUUGAGUUCAUGAGGCGGGGGAACAGGAGCGGGGAGGCAGAUGAGGCUGAGAUGUGUCUAUUUCCACAGACUGCAAUUAAAACCAUUUCUAUCCACGCUCUGUAGCACAGUCUGAAACGUGUUCAUUGAGCGUUUAGUUUCCUCCAGCCAAAAGUUAAAGAACUGCAGGAACCACAGAAGGACAGAGGAGAAAGAAGGACGGCAGUCAGACCGACCAUCCCCUGCAAUGGACCGAACCGGGCCGUCCCUCUGCUCGCCCGGUGUCCGUGUGCUCGCACUGCUCGGUGUCCCCGGGGCGGCCCUUCGUGUCGCUGCGCAUCCCGUGCUGUGCACAAAUUAAAGCGACGCUUCCUGCCCGGCUCUUAAGAA